Molecule: messenger RNA, 765 nt
Organism: Chionomys nivalis (European snow vole)
Lineage: Eukaryota; Metazoa; Chordata; Mammalia; Rodentia; Cricetidae
Gene: Tmem269
Product: transmembrane protein 269
Exons: 6
Coding region: 1-765 (254 amino acids)
Biological process (GO): phospholipid biosynthetic process
Cellular component (GO): membrane
Molecular function (GO): phosphotransferase activity, for other substituted phosphate groups
Source: RefSeq, a predicted model, not a curated record
AUGCUUGGCACAGGGGACCCUAGUCUGCACUCAAGUUGUGUCCCCUCUAGGAAAAAAGGAAGACAAGGUCAGCAGAUCUUGAGCCAUGAGCAGACCAUUCCUCAGGUGGCGGAACUUUCCUGGAAGGAUGUUAUUAAUGCCUUGUCCCUGGCCAACAUGGUCCUGGGGCUCUUCUCCAUCUUCUGCAGCUUCAGCAGGAAAUCCCUCUGUGCUUCCUGGAUGCUUUUGAUCAGCUUCCUGUUAGACAUGGCAGUAGGGACGAUGAUCAGGCACCUCAACAUCUGCCACAAAUUAGGACUUGAACUGAACGACUUCGCAGUCUUCACCACCUUUGGCCUGGCCUCGGCUCUGCUCCUUGGUGUGGAUGGGCCUCUGAAUGGGUUCCUGGCUGUCAUCUAUGUGUUAACCACUUCCUUCCGCCUGUGUUUUUACUCAACUGAAGGAGGUCCCUCUGCAUACAAAGGUCUACCUUGUCCCUAUGCUUCCUGUGUUUUGGCCUCCACCUGCCUACUGACCAAGGGCAACACAUUUAUUCUCUGCUGCAUGGCUUCACUCAUGAUUCUGUUCAUGAUCGACCAGAGUUGCUACCCACAUGAUGAAAUCCUGGAGUCAGAGAACUGGAAAAAAGUGGUUUAUACAGGAGGUGUUGUCAUGCUGUUCUUCUCCCCGGUCUCACUCACCGCCUUCUACUGCCUGAUUUGGUCGCUCUCCUACAUCUUCUUCCCAGAUGCCCUGUGGGGCAGGGGGGUUUGUAUUAAGCUCUAG